Molecule: messenger RNA, 586 nt
Organism: Rotaria sp. Silwood1
Lineage: Eukaryota; Metazoa; Rotifera; Eurotatoria; Philodinida; Philodinidae
Source: the annotation of a GenBank genome assembly
GUAACUGAUAUGAAAUUUCCUAAUGAGAAAAAUGAAAUUCUCAUCUCAUCUCUAUAUGACUUGAAAUACAUUAAAAUUUAUCGAAUAUCAAGGUAUCUUUUUCUUUUCUUUUCUUUAAGAUAUUACAUAUCUUUUAUCUUUAUGUGAACACGGUAAUCUACAUGUACGUGGUGCAUGUGCAAAUUUACUUGUUACAUUAAUUCCAACAACAAAUCAUCUUUUAACACUAUCAUCAUUAUCAAAUUCUUUUAUUAAUCAAUGUUCACUUGUAUCAACUGAUUCACAAGACAGUUCAAGGCAUGCAUUUACAAUCAUAGGAAUUGAAUUAUUAGAAAAUUCUAUUCAACAUACUACAAGUUCCUGUAUUCUUGCUAAAUUUGCUCUAGCUCAACUUAUAGAUGAUAUUGAUUUUCGAAUAUUAACUUAUCUUGAACAACAAUUAAAACAACAGUACCCUGAUAUACGUGUUUGUCAAGCAAUUGCUUCGACUUUUGUUAAACCAACAACAAUUCGACCAUUUUUUCAUAAUCAAAAUGAUGAACUUCGUUUAUUUAUAAUUUUUUUAACAUCCCUUUAUAUGACAUGA